Messenger RNA from Chaetomium strumarium, 1125 nucleotides. RefSeq lists its product as uncharacterized. Bases 1 to 1053 code for a protein of 350 amino acids. The record is from RefSeq and is a predicted model, not a curated record. The transcript has 3 exons. Lineage: Eukaryota; Fungi; Ascomycota; Sordariomycetes; Sordariales; Chaetomiaceae.
AUGUUUCCGGCUACGUUCGUGUUGCGCACCAAGGGGUGCGGGAAUAGCGAAGCCACCCGGCGUGAACAACUUCAGCAGAUCUACGCCUCCGGCGUCCCAUUCUUCACGAAAACAGCGAUACGGGAAGCCGUCCGCGCUUUCGACAGCAUCCUGAUUGACGGUCACUCGGAGAAAAGUGUUUUCAUUACCGGCGUUGAUGGGGCUACUGUGGCCUUCCGCCUCAGGGUGGGCGAGAUCGUCAGCGGAAGCAGCACAGCCUUCAUCUUAAAGGAGCCCCGGCUGUGCUAUCAUCCCAUCGAGAUGAUGAUGGGCUUAAUCCAACCGUGCAGCGCUUGCUCCCCAAGCGUUCACGACCAUGAAUGCGGGUAUCUCCCAAUGUCCGUCUGCCACGAGGCAGAUCAGAUCGAUGCGACCACGAGGGAGGUUAUCCAGUAUUAUCCAAUGCCACCGAAAACCGAAAUUCAAGAAGACUUCAUCAAAUACUACGGCAAAUGGCGGGCCAGCGAGGCUUUCUGCCGCCUCAAGUCCAUUUUCCAAGGGAGAGUGGACAGUGUCAAACUGCCGACCGGGAUCAAUAAGGUCGUUGCCUUUGCGCUGGGCUCUCAUGCCUUCGGCCAGUCAGAGAGGGCAGCCUCGGCCUCCCAGCAUGCGUUGGUUUUAAGCGUCCGCGGUUUCCUCCAGGCAAAGGGCGGGACCAACGUUACCUGCUACGCUCAAGAUCCCGAUUACCAAACGGUAGACAGGGUUAUGUUGAGCACCUUGGGCGUCACGGUGCUUGACGACCCCAGAGCGCUUCUCGAGAUCGACCAGGAAAGCGUGGUGGUGGCGAUCCACCCAGCGAUACCUGUCCGCCAGAUCGUGGCGGACAUUACGCGGCCCGCUGUCUUGAUCUGGCAUCGGGAUACGUACAAACGGCGUUUACUUGAAACAAAUGAUCCAACAUCUCCCCGCGUCGAGCGCAUGUUGAAGGAACACUAUGUGGAGGUGGAGUGCCCUUUUGACUCCGAGCUGUUUCGCGACACAACGGUCUAUGUCAGGAAGUUGCCAUUUUGAAGAAGUCAGCAGAAACCACAAGCCGCCCAAGCAACAAACUAUCAUUCCCGGCCAUCCAGAAGCAUUAGGAAG